AUGGCGCCACUCGCACCCAAGCGCCGCAAGGCAGCACCUUCCCCUUCUCCUCCCCUUUCGGAGGCUUCUUCCGACUCCGGCAGCGACUCCGACCUCAACCUCCACGACAACUCCGACCCAGAGGACGGCUUCUUCCCCGCAGGGAGCGCUGCCAAUGACGGCGACCAAGAUUUCUCUGACAGCGACGAGGAGAGCGACCAUGAGGAGGAGAGCGACCAUGAAGAGGAGGAUGAUGGUGAGCUGGGGGAGCUCGAGGAGGAGUAUCGCACCCUCCAGGCCAAUCAACAAAGCAUUCUUCAGACCUUGAAACAGCACAGGGAUGAUGAUGUCUCGAGAGGCCAGGCAGUCAAAAACCAAAAUGCGCUAUGGGAUAAGACCCUGGAAAUGAGAUUCUUGCUGCAAAAGGCAUUUACCACUUCAAACAAGCUUCCCAAGGAUCCCACCAAGUCAAGGUUCUGCAGUCACGAUAAGGAGAUAGAGCAAGCAUACGUUGAUCUGUUGGACUCGUCGAAACAGACUCUUGGCUCCAUGCUUGAGCUGCAGGAGGCUUUACUAGAGCGGAACCAGGCCGCAAAGGGUGUGAAAGAUGCUUUGCCUAAUUCAACUGGAGAGAAUGACGAGUGGUUGCAAAUGCAGAAAGUGCAGACAAGAAUAACCCUGUUCAGAAAUACUGAGAUAGAUAAAUGGCAGAGGAAAACACAGGUCACAACUGGCGCUGCUGCACUGAAAGGAAAGUUGCACGCAUUUAAUCAGAAAAUAAGUGACCAAGUUGCUGGUUAUAUGAGGGACCCAAGCAGGAUGAUUAACAGGAUGUACCUGCGGAAAUCUGAUGUUGGUGUAUUUGGGGAGAGUGCAGCACAGCCUGCUACUGCUGUUGAGGGCAAAGAUGUGGAAGGUGAUCCUGAACUCAUCGAUGAUUCUGAAUUUUAUCAUCAACUUCUCAAGGAGUUUCUCGAGUCAUGUGAUACGGGGGCAUCUGAAUCCGCAUUUUAUGCUCUGAGGAAGAAGCAGCACAAGAAGAGAAAACUUGUUGACCGCCGUGCUUCGAAGAGCAGAAAGAUAAGGUACAGUGUCCACGAGAAGAUUGCUAAUUUCAUGGCCCCGGUACCGAUGACAGUUCCUCCGAUGGCUUCAAAAUUGUUUGAGAAUUUAUUUGGAAUGGGCAACCAAAAGGCCCCUGCGGUCUGA
Molecule: messenger RNA, 1188 nt
Organism: Triticum turgidum subsp. durum (durum wheat)
Lineage: Eukaryota; Viridiplantae; Streptophyta; Magnoliopsida; Poales; Poaceae
Source: the annotation of a GenBank genome assembly